CAGCAGCACAAGCAGCAGCCUCAGCAGCAGCACGACAGCGCCUAACGACGGGGUUAUCCUGCGAGGAGGACGUCUCUUUCUCCGACCGCGUUUUUGUCUCUGGAUAUGCCCGGACGCCGCUCUGCGCCAUGCUGAGCAGGAAGGGCUCUUGCGCGGGGAUGAUGAGCGCCGCAGCCGGAGCAGACCGCAGCAGGGUCGGGGAGAGGCUGCAGGCUGCUCUGGCCGGGCUGCAGGAGCUGCAUCUGCUGAGGGACAGACAGAGCGACAUGGUGAGCUGGGCGCUGAGGAUGGACCGAGAGGAGCCGGUCUCCUCUGUGCACGCAGGCCCGGAGGGUCCCGUGGUGAUGGGCGCUGAGGAACAGCGGCUGGAGGCGACCCUGACAGCCCUCAAGCAACAGCUGUCUCGUCUUCGGAAACAGGAUAUAGGCCUGAAGACGCACUUGCAGCAGUUGGAUCAACAGAUCAGUGAGCUGAAACUGGAUGUGAGCAAGGCCUCCACAGAGCAGCUAGAGAGUGACAGCAGGCCAAGUUCAGGCUUCUAUGAGCUCAGCGAUGGUGGCUCUUGCUCGUUGUCGAACUCCUGCACCUCUGUGUACAGCGAGUGUCUGUCAUCCUCCCAGACGAGCCUUCUUCUCGUUCCCAUGAGCCCUGCUAAUUCCCAUAUCAGCCCUCCUGUCCAAGUUGAUGUUUGCCGCCGGCGUUCUGCUGACGAGAGCACUACCCAGCCCAACCCUCCGCGGGCCACAGGCCUCCACCUGGGCAGCAGCAGGAUCCGAGCAUGCACUACAGGCACCGAGCAGGCACGACCAAGACCUGUGUCAACAGGUGAUCUUGAAAGCAUGAUGGCUCAAGGGCUGACCUACUACAAACCUGUGGAUGCAAGGAAACCAUCAAUGUGCACAAACCUGAAGACCUCCACAGUGGACCCCAAGUUCCAGACAAACCUGGUGUCCCGCAGUGGGACUGAAAUGUACCACUACCCCAGUCCCCUGCAUGCUUUGGCACUCCAAAGCCCAAUCUUUUCCCAAGGGGGCGACCCAGCCACUCCUGGACUUUUAGGGGGCCGUGGAUCACCAGCGAACAGUUCUGACACCCUCCAGAGGGCACAAAUGGGUUAUGAGAGCAAGACCCUGGGUUACAUUGACAAGCUCCUCCUCCGCAGCUUGAGCAAAAUCCAGAGUGAAACAGGCACAGACACUAUGCAGACACAGAGCGACUAUCAUAGGAGGCCCACCCAAGUUGUAACUGUGUUUCCUGAAGUGUCACAGAAAGAGGUGUCUGUGCUGCAGCCUCCUCCAGCCCAGACCACAAACACCAUCCCACUAGAGAGCGACCACAAGAGACACUGCAUGACAUACUCCAGCCAAGAGCUACCUGAUGACGCCAACCACAAACAGUCAGUGAGAGCCCCAGAGGUUUCUUACCGAUACUCCUAUCCAGCUGCCAUGAGGGCAUACAGCUCUGAUGAGGUCACCACAUCAUCCCUGAGGAAGAAUGAUAGAUCCCAAGGAGAGUACGCCAGUGUAGCAAGAAAUAAUUCAGAGAAAAGAUGUGGGGACAAUCCAGAGUCAAGGCCACAAGAGAGGAACGGCCAACGGCAAAGAUCAGCUGUGGCCCGCAGCUCCAGCACAGAGGAAAGUCAAGGCUUUGAGGCUCACACAGCUUCCCCUGAGUUUGUACAUGCCAGAUUUGUCCCUGCUGGAUCUCAGAGGGUCAAGGUGAGACAGGCAGACCGUAAAACCAAAGCUCUGAAACUGAGAAGAAAAAACAACGAGAAGCCUCGAGCAAUGAGGCAGCAACAUGGCUGUUCCUCUGGUGAAAGGGCCAGAGAGGCCACUGGUGGAACCAGGGGGGAGCAGAGAAGAUCAGGAAAAGGAAAAGUGACCCAGAAAUGCACCACCUGUCACACAGAGGAGCGCAGACAGGGCUCAGGCUCAGACUCCAGCCACUGUAGCCCGGCACUCAUGUACACCCACAAGGGCCAUUUUAAGCCACAUCCAAUUUCUGCUGCUACGAAGUCCAGCAAAAGCCGCCGACUGCAGAGCCUGGACUAUGAGCAGCCUGUAGAGCAGAGGAAGAGGAGGCAGGGGGCUGCCAAAUGGCCGUCCGAUGUGGAGGUGUUCCAGGCGUCAUGUGCUCAGCGUCAGAGGUCAAAAGAUGCCCAUGUUCAGGCACCAGGGAGCAUGCAGAUGGUCCGUAAUGUUAGUGCCAAACCAGGCCAGUGGAUGGGAGCUUCUCGAUCCUUCCAGUCCUCCCUGUCUUCUAACUCUUUCCUCCACAGUCUCAAUGCCAGAUACCCCCCAGCACCCUUCCACAUGUCCAGCCACUACCCACCCAGAUGUGAGUCUGAGUAUUCAGCCGAAUGUGCCUCACUGUUUCACUCCACCAUCGCGGAAAGCAGCGAGGGGGAGAUGAGUGAUAACACCACCAAUCGCUUUGGAGAUAGCGAGUCCAGCCAGAGCUUCCAGUCCUUCUCGGACUCUGACAGCAGCCUGUCCCUGGACGAGGAGGACCAGGUGGACAGCCAGGGGGAGGAGAGGGGUCUGGUGUGGGCCGAGGCUGCUCUGGGGCCAACCGCCGCUGGACUGCCCCUCCAGCAGCUCCCACGCCCCGAGCCAUCAGCAUGCCGCAUCAAAGCUUCCCGAGCCCUGAAGAAGAAGAUUCGUCGGUUCCAGCCUGCCUCCCUGAAGGUCAUGACCCUGGUCUAGCAAAGUCACCCCGGGCAGAAUGAGCACUGUUGGGAAAACACAGAGAGCUGCGGGAAAUGUUUUUAAAACUGUUUGGAAUUAUCUCAACUGGUCCUUCUGCACAACACCCUUAAUCAUCACUGAGAAGCAGCAAUUAAACAGGACUGCAUUUGUGCACUGAUAGUUUUGUGAAAACAAAAAAAAAGUUAAGAAAUGUCAAUGGGUGAACCUGAAAAUGUAUAAAAUGGUGCAUUGUAUAAACAUGUAUAAGACAAUUAUUACACUUAAUUUGUAGAUAUUUAUGUUGUAAUUAAAUUUUCUCAUCGCAUGUGGGUGCAUUUGACAAUUUCAUGGACAUUUCUGUCAUAUAAUUGUAUGUAACACAGAAAUAAAACCA
Molecule: messenger RNA, 3084 nt
Organism: Chelmon rostratus (copperband butterflyfish)
Lineage: Eukaryota; Metazoa; Chordata; Actinopteri; Chaetodontiformes; Chaetodontidae
Gene: dact2
Product: dishevelled-binding antagonist of beta-catenin 2
Exons: 4
Coding region: 129-2708 (859 amino acids)
Biological process (GO): negative regulation of nodal signaling pathway
Cellular component (GO): cytoplasm
Source: RefSeq, a predicted model, not a curated record